AUGAAAAGUUUUAAAGAGCAAAAUGAGGAUAAUGUUGAAACUUUUACAUCAAUAAAUAAUAACCUUGAUAUCCCCUUAUUAAUAAAAAAGCAAUUAACUUUAAGGGAUUUAAGAUGCAGAAAUAAGGACUUAAGUGGAAAACACGCGGAUAUUAAAAAAACCCUUCAAGAAAAGGAAAAUUACUUUAGUUUUAAGGAAAAGAUAUAUAAUGAAAAUAAAGAAAAACUGUUAAAAGAAUAUCACCAAGCUAUGAAAGAUAAUUACGAUAGACAAGUAAUUUUAAAAGAAAAAAUAAAAAAUAAGGAAAAAAAAAUAAAGUUAUACGAUUCAGAAAUUAAAAAGUUUAAACUCACCAUUGCGGAUAUGCAUGAACGCAUAAAAAAAGCGACUUACGACACCCUAGAAAGAGAAAAAUGCCUCAGUUUUUUAAGCAAGUUUAAAGAUAACUCAGCCGAGUUCGUUCAGUUAGAUAUGUUUGACAGAUUAGAAACAAUAUUUAGUUCGAGGGAAUUCUUAAAAAAGAAAAAGGAAAAGUUGAAGGCAAAGAUAAAUAUUAUAAAGGAUAAAAUAAAAAAUAUGGAAGAAAAGAAUAAUAAUAAGGAAAAUGAAUAUAAAAAUUUAGAACAAACGUCUGAAAAUGUUCUGAAAAAGGAAAAAGAAAUAGAAGAUUUGUUAAAAGAAAACAUAAAUGAACACAAUAAGAAAGCAUUACUUCUAUAUAAAAUAAUUUCAUGCAUUGAUAACUUCCUAUGUCGUUUUUCUUCAUUCCUUCCGGAGUUGCGUCAUUAUAACGUUAAAAAGGAUGAAGAGAAAACAAAUUUAGAAAAAAAGAACAAAUCUCAAGAUAUAAUGGAAGACACACAAUUCAUCGACACAGCCGAUUUUAACAACUUAGAGGAAGAAAUACUAAAAAAAUUAGACAUAAUCUACAAAUAUAUAAAAGACACUAUAUAUAUAAUUAAUAAAGCAAAGAAGGAAAUAUCACUAAAAGAUGACAAUUACAUGGAAACGAUGAAAAAUAAUUUAGAUGAAAAUAUCGAGUUUUUUACAUAUAAUGGCAAUAUUAAAGGAAAGAACAAUUAA
Plasmodium malariae is the source of this 1083-nucleotide messenger RNA. RefSeq names its product conserved Plasmodium protein, unknown function. NCBI's taxonomy places the organism in Eukaryota, Apicomplexa, Aconoidasida, Haemosporida, Plasmodiidae. The transcript is spliced from 9 exons. The record is from RefSeq and is a predicted model, not a curated record. Bases 1 to 1083 code for a protein of 360 amino acids.